Molecule: messenger RNA, 2322 nt
Organism: Lontra canadensis (Northern American river otter)
Lineage: Eukaryota; Metazoa; Chordata; Mammalia; Carnivora; Mustelidae
Gene: PPP2R2C
Product: protein phosphatase 2 regulatory subunit Bgamma
Exons: 9
Coding region: 102-1445 (447 amino acids)
Biological process (GO): peptidyl-serine dephosphorylation
Cellular component (GO): protein phosphatase type 2A complex; cytosol
Molecular function (GO): protein phosphatase regulator activity; protein binding
Source: RefSeq, a predicted model, not a curated record
GCUAGGCUGCGGCGGCAUGGCCCGCGCGCCCGGCGCGACCUCUGCGGAUUGCAUCGGUGUGCGGCGGCGGGGCAUGCCCAGGGCACCGGGCACGGCCUUCAAUGGGCGAGGACACGGACACGCGGAAAAUUAACCACAGCUUCCUGCGGGACCACAGCUAUGUGACUGAAGCCGAUAUCAUCUCUACUGUUGAGUUCAACCAUACCGGAGAGCUGCUGGCCACAGGUGACAAAGGUGGCCGGGUUGUCAUCUUCCAGCGGGAACCGGAGAGUAAAAAUGCGCCUCACAGCCAAGGCGAGUAUGACGUCUACAGCACCUUCCAGAGCCAUGAGCCUGAGUUCGAUUAUCUCAAGAGUCUGGAGAUAGAGGAGAAAAUCAACAAGAUCAAGUGGCUUCCGCAACACAAUGCCGCCCACUCCCUGCUGUCCACCAACGAUAAAACUAUCAAACUAUGGAAGAUCACGGAACGAGAUAAAAGGCCCGAGGGAUAUAACCUGAAAGAUGAAGAAGGGAAGCUUAAGGACUUGUCCACGGUGACGUCACUGCAGGUGCCUGUGCUGAAGCCCAUGGAUCUGAUGGUGGAGGUGAGCCCACGGAGGGUCUUCGCCAACGGCCACACCUACCACAUCAACUCCAUCUCCGUCAACAGCGACUGCGAGACUUACAUGUCGGCGGACGACCUGCGCAUCAACCUCUGGCACCUGGCUGUCACCGACAGGAGCUUCAACAUCGUGGACAUCAAGCCAGCCAAUAUGGAGGACCUCACGGAAGUGAUCACGGCGUCUGAGUUUCACCCCCACCACUGCAACCUCUUUGUCUAUAGCAGCAGCAAGGGCUCCCUGCGUCUCUGCGAUAUGCGCGCAGCUGCUCUGUGUGACAAGCACUCCAAACUAUUCGAAGAGCCCGAGGACCCCAGUAACCGCUCCUUCUUCUCCGAGAUCAUCUCCUCUGUGUCAGACGUGAAGUUCAGCCACAGUGGCCGGUACAUGCUCACCCGGGAUUAUCUCACGGUCAAAGUCUGGGACCUGAACAUGGAGGCGAGGCCCAUAGAGACCUACCAGGUCCAUGAUUACCUUCGGAGCAAGCUCUGUUCCCUGUAUGAAAACGACUGCAUCUUUGACAAGUUUGAAUGUGCCUGGAACGGGAGUGACAGUGUCAUCAUGACCGGGGCCUACAACAACUUCUUCCGCAUGUUUGACCGGAACACCAAGCGGGACGUGACCCUGGAGGCGUCGAGGGAGAGCAGCAAGCCCCGGGCUGUGCUCAAGCCUCGCCGUGUGUGCGUGGGCGGCAAGCGCAGGCGGGACGACAUCAGUGUGGACAGCCUGGACUUCACCAAGAAGAUCCUGCACACGGCCUGGCACCCGGCCGAGAACAUCAUCGCCAUCGCGGCCACCAACAACCUGUACAUCUUCCAGGACAAGGUGAACUCUGAGAUGCACUAGGUGGGCGCAGAGCCCCGUCCGGGACAUGACCACCGAGCGGCCCAGCCAGGCUGCCUCUGCUGGCCACGCUCUCUGUUUGGAAACAGGAGUCAGGAGGGUUCAUAGCCACCGACCUUGAAAUGGGCGUGAUGGUUGCCUUGGGGUCCUGGCCCUUCAUUCCCAUCCUUAACCGUGUGCUGCCUGCUCUACGAUUAGGACUUGGACUUCUCCAGGCUCACACUUCACUUCUUCCAGCAGCAACUCUGAGGGGAAGCAGGCGCCCUGGGAACACCCCUCCCCCGCAGGGGGCCCCAGAUCAGGGCUCUGGGGACAGAGGACGGACUCAAACAAGCCAGCCAGGGAUUCUUUUGAUUAUCAGUGGAUCAAUUUUCACUGUCUCAGAGCUGAGGGUCUUUCCUUGGCUUUUUGAAUCAUGAAUUCAUGCUGAGAAUUGGCAGGUGCAAGCUGCUCUUUUAGGUUGUUUUAAGUCUUUCAAUACCCCAGGUCCGGCAUUUCCGAAGAGGAGAGGGGGGCAGUGAAACCCCCCCGUGCGUGUGCCUGUCCUCCUCACCAUGUCCCCAACCUUUGCUGAGCGUGGGCCAGGGGCCAGACAUGGUGCUCGGCCCAUUAGGUGCGUGCGUGGAUUCAGUCCCCACUCCACGGGGCUCUGCUGUCCCGCAUCAGGGUCACUGGGCACCUCGUGGGAGCUCACGAGGGCUCUGUCUGUGACCCUGGAAGGUGGGUGUCUGUUCACUUACUCCGUUCACUUACACCAGCCCCUCACUGAGUGCUGGGCUUUGCCAGGUGCCAGGGACAAACGGUGAAGAAUUGUCCUUCCCGUUCUGCACACGAGGCAGCGGGCCCCGAGAGCAUGAACAGUUGGUCCAAGGCACGCACC